Molecule: messenger RNA, 720 nt
Organism: Alternaria infectoria
Lineage: Eukaryota; Fungi; Ascomycota; Dothideomycetes; Pleosporales; Pleosporaceae
Exons: 2
Coding region: 1-720 (239 amino acids)
Source: RefSeq, a predicted model, not a curated record
AUGGAGGCCGUGGAGAUCCUACGUCGAGAUGUUGCGGACCUGCAGCAGAAUCACAACGGCGACACUAUCCAGAGUCUCGCUGUUCAAAGCGAAGUCGCUAUAAACGAGCACAUAGCUCUCUUGGAUUCGCUUCGACUGAAGGGUCCCCGUACCUUCCUUCAUGCCUCGGCUGCAGCAUUCAAAGCACGGCGCAAGCAGCGCCAGCUGUACGAGUCUCAGGCGAAAGUUGACCGACUAUCAGAAGAGCUCAAGGCGCACAUUGUCAUGAUCCGCAUCCCGAACAUAGAUCGCAAUGUGGACCACCUUGGCGAUAAGAUAGCGUCACACAAUUUCUCCAUCGACCGUGACAUGAAGACCAUCGAGCAGCACCUGAACAGGGUUCGCAAAGUGACUGAAAGUAACUCGAACACCGCGAACGCUACAGCGGAGCUCGUGGUAGAGUUACAACGAUGGCUCAAAGAUCAACAAGAUUCCCAGGCGAACAGGCAGUGUCUACACGCACUCUACUUCUCAGAAAUCAGGAGUAGAGCCGAUCAAGUAAAGCGAGCGCACGAAGACACGUUUAGUUGGAUCUUUGAUGGGACUGGAGAUGUGUUUGGAUCUAAUCACAAAAACAAGUUCAAGAACUGGUUACGACUGGACGAUCCUAACAGAAACGUGUUCUGGGUGUACGGAAAACCCGGUGCGGGGAAAAGCACUUUGAUCAAGGUAAGUUUAUGA